Molecule: messenger RNA, 6170 nt
Organism: Patella vulgata (common limpet)
Lineage: Eukaryota; Metazoa; Mollusca; Gastropoda; Patellidae
Exons: 10
Coding region: 201-1475 (424 amino acids)
Biological process (GO): mesoderm morphogenesis
Cellular component (GO): extracellular region
Molecular function (GO): heparin binding; growth factor activity
Source: RefSeq, a predicted model, not a curated record
CAUUAGAGAUUGGCUCAGUAGAUGAAACCAGUUGUUUCUCGCUCGAGACAGUAGUCGUUGUCUGUUUGUCGUGAAACGAGGGUCGUGUUAAACUCUUCUAGUGUCAGAGACGGUUAUCGCUACUAACUUGGCGACUGAUCAAACUGUUUUAGCUGCUUCAGUUUUCAUCACCGGUGUGCAUCGGCAUAACAGAUAUAAAGAUGAUUAAAGUGGAAGUGAUUAGUUUAAUUCUAGCCAUAACGUUAAUAGGAUGUGUUUUAUCAGAUGAAAUACUCUUACGGCAAGAGAGGGGAGCCAGACGACAAAACCGAAGAUUAGGAUGUAAAUAUAAUAAAAAUCCCAAGGUAACUGCCUGUGAUCCAGUUACUAAUACAUUCAAUAAAACAUUCACAUUAAAGAAGGGUGCAGAAGUAUGUGAAACCACCAUGGUUGUAACAAAACCUUGUAAUACUGGUGUGUGUAGAUAUAGAAAUAACGGCCCCUGGUCCGAAUGUGAUCCUGCCACAAACAUGAGAACUAAAACUAAAGUAUUGAAAAAAGGGGGUACAGAUUGUAAACCAACCAUGACUAAAACAAAGCCCUGUAAAGAUGAAACUGCUAAAAAAAGAAAAAAUAAACAAAAGAAACCAUGUAAAUAUGAAAAAGGUGAAUGGAGUGACUGUGAUAUGACAACAAACAUGAGAAAACGAGUUCUCACACUGAAGAAAGGUGAUCCAAAUGUGUGUGAAGGAAAGAAAACCGUUCUAAAGAAAUGCAAGAAAGCGUGUAAAUAUGAUAAAGGUAACUGGGGACCGUGUAAUCCUGUAACUAAUAAAAUGGAAAGAACUUUAUCUUUAAAGAAAGGCGACCCAGCCCAAUGUGAAGCUACUAGAACUUUAUCUAGAUCGUGUGGACGAGCAGCGUUUACCGCUGGGCCAACGUGUAAAUAUUCAUUUGGUGAAUGGAGUGAUUGUAAUCCUAGAACUAAUACCAUGACUCGAACAUUAACACUUAAAGCUGGUAAUGUCAACAUGUGUCCUAGAUCUAAAGAUCUCAGUAGAAAAUGUAGAAGUCGAUGUAAAUUUGUUAAAGGAGAUUGGUCACCGUGCGACCCAUCCACUAAUCUAAUGACCCGGAUUGAUAUGUUAGGAAAUGGGAAUAAUGCCUAUUGUGAGAAAUCCAGAACUAUUUCUAAAAAAUGUUUAAAAAACAAAAAAAAAUGUAAAUAUGAAUUGGGUGAUUGGAGUGAAUGUGAUCCUAUUACUAAAUUUAGAACCAGAACAAAGAAAUUAGUGAAGGGUGAUCCCCAAUCUUGUAAACCAGAACAAUCAUUGAAGAGAUCAUGUUUGAGAUCUAACGGUAAAGAAAGAUGUUUCUUCGGACCGUGGGGAGAAUUUGGUAAAUGUAUGAAUGGCGUUAUGACGAAAAAUCGACCAGUAUUACAAGGAGGAACAAUAUGUGAAAGAAAAGCCGUCAUUACAAAGGGGUGUAACUAAGUUAUUUCAAGAGCGGUUUAUUAUUAGGGGAAGGGUGGGUGGUAUAUACAAUGUAGAAAAAACAGGUUAUAGCUAUUAUGGUGGACAUUCCUAUCCUGCUUGAUCGAUCCUGCCAAAACCUGAAUUUUAACUGAAAAUUUCCGCAAUUUUGAUUUAACGUUGCAUUCGAAUAAUGUCGUAUUGACGAGAAUUGCGAGUUUCCAAUGGAAACUGACGCGCGUAUAUGCGUCAAUAGUCACAGUUUCAUACUCAAAGGUUACUUAGACUCUCGAGUAUGCCAAUAAAGAUAUUUUCAAGUUGGAAUCUUGUAACUACCGUCUAUACGACUUAACAGACAAUACGGGGAAUCUGCAUAAUAAAACAGAGAUAGAACAGACGAUAGACAAACACAGUGAGUUCAAACCGUACAAAUACAAUUGCCGAACACAAUAUUGUUUAAUAUCUAAUGAAAUUAACCAUAGAAUUAGCUGAAGUUAUGCCACCUUAAAAAUUGUUUUGUUAGAAAUAGACUGAGUAGGAUAGGAAUUGAAUGUUAGUUCUAUGAUAGACGGGGAGGUGCGGGGGUGGAUGGUCGAAUGGUUAGCGCCUGCGUGCUGUAUCAUAAGGUCUGUCAUUGACAAGGAGUAAGGCCGCCUGUCCAACCUUGUGGGUUUUUUCCGGGUCCUCCGGUUUCUCCCACUGCUAAAGACCCCUACGCGCAAGCGAAUUAUUGAAAAUUGAACCAUAUGUUAGUGCCGAAAUGACCUAGUUUGUGUCGUGUGGGCGUUAAAAUGAUUAGGAUAGGAAUUUGAAUUAAGUCCCCAGUUAGCACUCAAUUUUGUCAUGUGGUUGUAAAUUAAAUUAGAAUUGUCCAACACGAUAUUUUUCUUUUUUUUAUAUACAAAGUUUUGUGAUAAUGAUACAAAUAUUUUCUGACGAUGGAGAUACGUCGGAUUACCUGGGGAAAAACAGCAUAAGGGGAGUAACUCUUGUUCUAUAGUAGGGAGCAGACCACCACUGCAUUACACAUUAUCUUUAAUUCUUGUCUCUUUGCCGGUCUUUAACUUUUCUGCACAUUUGGGUACACAGAUAGAGGGAAUAAUUGGUGGUCUACCUCCAUUAGAAUUUGGUUUGUUUUAUAUAUGGUGUUCAUUUUUUUAAUGUUGUUUUUAUAUAAAAAAAUUAUUAUCGUAGUGCUUAAUCAAUCGGAUUAAGAUAAGAUGUCAUUUGCGUUUCGUUUUAUUAUUUGAACUUCAUCGGAAAAAUUAACGAAAGGAAAUUGUAAAUUAAUUUGAAGUGUUUAUACAGUGUGUGUCGAGAGAACUAUUUUGAUUUUAGGAGGGAAUAAGGCUAGUCUUGGGCCCAAUUAUUAGUGUUGGGUAUUACCUUAGCCCAAUAACUGUUUAAUACUGAGGGUCAUUUCGACUGGGAUUCUCCAGUUUGUGUCAAGCAAUGAUACAAUAUAAAACCCAGUCAACAUCCCGCGUCCAAUGAAAUUUUGACUCAAGUCAAAAAGCCUUAAUCAUAUUAUGAGUACGAAGUUGGUCAACUGUUGGGUUUUUUUUUUAAAAAAUAUCAAUAUUUAUUUCACUGUUUAAACUGCGUUCAUUCGAUUGUGAAAAUUUGUUUGAUUUGGGGUUAUUAAAGUUACAUGUAUUUUUUAUCCUUAAAUUUUAGUUAGAUUAAAAAGUGCAAAACCGCUUUGAUUUAGUUCUGAAAGGGUCUUCGGGUGUUUUAUUUUGUUUAACGAUGAGACUUGAUUCGAUAACCUAUUCAGCGCCAGACUGACGUAUUAGAUCAGACCAUCCUGUCUUGUGUUCUCAUGAUUCAAGCACGGCCAAAUGGACAAUAAGCCCUCUAAAUUCUAAACAGGAAGUGUUUAUCUCAUAAAUAUCCAUUCCACUAAAUUUUUAUUUUGGAAGAUUAACGGAAGUGGUUUUUUUUAUCAUAUUUAUCUUACUUUGAUUGUCGACUGAUGAACUCAAUAUCAGUUAUAUAUCUCAACAUUGGCUCUUUGUGAGACCUAAAACCGAUAGCCGCUUCUCAAAACAAAUUACAACAAUUAAAAUUGUAUACUAUUUUAAUUGAAUCAAAGAAGGCGUGUAAUUUUAGUUCUAAUCAACCAUAAUGUGAUAGAUGUACUAUUUUUCCAUAUUCAUUCAGCUCCCUUUUUAAGGCAUAUGUACCCCAUUUUAAAGAUAUGUACUCUUUUUUUUUGAAGAUAUAUAUGUACCCUUUUUUUUUUGAAAGUAUAUGUACUCAUUUUUUGAAAGUAUAUGUAUUCCCUUUUGAGAAUUUUUUACUCCAUUUUUAAAGGAUAUAUACCCCUUUUGAAGGAUAUGUACUUCUUUUUAAGGAUAUGUACUCCUCUUGCUGAGAAUAACAAAUUCUUUUUAAGGAUAUGUGGGCACUUUUAAAGAUUGUAUACAUGUACUCAUUUUCAAGGAUAUGCACGUAUUUUUAAAGGAUAUGUACCUCACUUUAAAGGAUAUGGACUCCAUGUUUGAGAAUAUGGACUCUUUUUAAAGGAUUUGUACUCCAUGUUUGAGAAUACGUAUUUCUUUUUAAGGAUACUUACUCCUUUUCAAAAGAUAUGAACUCAUUUUUGAAUGAUGUGUACUCCUUUUCAAGGAUAUGUACGUAUUUUUAAAGGAUAUGUACCUCAUUUUUAAAGGAUAUGGACUCCAUUUUUGAAAAUAUGGACUCUUUUUAAAGGAUUUAUACUCCAUUUUUGAGAAUACAUACUUCUUUUUAAGGAUACGUACCCCCUUUUCAAAGGAUAUGUACUUCUUUUCAAAGGAAAAAUGUUAUCGUUUUCAAAGGAUAUGUAGCCCCUUUUAAAGAACAUGUACCCCCUUUUGAAGGAUAUGUACUGCCAUUUUUUAAAGGAUAUGUACUCCCUUUUGUAAAGAAUUUAUAUACUCUUUUUUUUUUAUUUGAAACGAGAAUUUGUAGCAUUAUCCAUGAAAAUACCAAUGCAAUUCAUUUUUCUCCAAAAACGACUACAUUAUGAAAUAUUAAAGUAAACGUGUAAAUAUUAUUGUGAAAUAUAUCUAUGAUGUAAUUUACUUCAUAGAUAAUGUUAGUAUCAAUUAGGUAACUGAUAUUAUUAGUAUAGUGUGCAUUAUAUAUUUAUUACGUCAUAGAUAUUAUUGUGGUACGUGAUCCUGUGUAUUAUGUCAGAGAUAGUAUGAAUGGAUUGUAUUAUAUAUCCAUGACGUAAUAGAUAUGUAUAUAUCAUACUAUUAUGUAAUUGUAUAGCAAAGACGCCAAUAGUGUAUAAUGUGUAUUGUAUAAUUUAUGACGUCACAUUAUUAGUGUAUAUUAAGUGUAACAUAAUAACUAUUACGCCAUAAACUGUAUUAGUAAGAAACACGUGCAUUUUAUACGUUAUAGAUUGUAGAUUAUUGUAGAUCUGUUACGUCAUAGAUAUAAUGAUUAUAUAAUAUGUAUAAUAUUAUACUAUUAAGCCAUAAAUAUAUUAUGAUAUAAAUUCUAUACUAUAAUGUGUAUUGUGGAUUUAUUACGCGAUAUAGAUAUUGUAGUAUAUAAUGUGUGUAUUACGUCAUAUAUAUUAUCCUUAUAGCUUUAUUAUAUAUAAAUAGUUGUGUGUUGUUUUACCGUCCUUAUAUUAACCAUUUAACAGACAUUUUAAUAUAUUUUCAAGCAUGGUUAAUGUACAACUCUUUUAUACUGACUGACCAAAACAAUCGCUCGUUUUAGAUUUAAUGUUUUAGCGGUACUUCGUCACAUAAGACAUUUUGAGAACGCUUUUUGACACGGUUAUAUGCCCUCUUGUGCCGUCAAACGCGAGAAUUUGUUGUUGUUUUUUUUUGUUUUUUGGGGGUUUUUUAAAAUUAUAGUGACAGGCGAAUGUAACCAGAACAGGGCGUGCAUAGGUUUCAAACUAUAUAAGGAUACAAUCUGAAAUCGAUUGGUAGGAGAAUUUCCUAAGUGAUAAAUUAAAAUUAACCCUUUUCAACAGCAUUAUUUUUCUUUUCAUAUAACCAUGUCUACUGAUUUUAUUCAUAUAUAUAUAUAGUGAUGUCGCUCAUUCAGACUAAUAUAACUAGUAUCAUACAACGAAAAAUAAGUUUCUAGUGCUUCAUUCUCAAAAAUAUUAAAACGCUUUAUUUAUUGACGAUAUAUUACAAAAAGCCCUUACCUAACUAUUCCGGUUUAUAAAAUGAGCCUUGUAGAGCGAGACGAAAUAUGAAAUGGUAAAAUAAAAGUAGGAAGCUUAUAGUCGGUAUUCCCAUAUACUGUCUUCACAAAACGCAAUUUGCAAUCCAUGUGACGGAAAUGGAAUGGAAUGGGGUUUAUUUAACGCCCUACUUUUCCGCACCAACUACAUGGACAUCGGUGCUACGGCCUACACGGUUCCUCGGUUUACCUGCACCACAAGGGGGAAACUGUGCCGGAAAAUCCUGAAGAACUAUCUCGACCAGCACCGGAAGUGAACCCAAGACCUCCUUGUUAGCGAGUCAGCUAAGUCAAAAGGGACUUGAUGACCAUAAUCUGAAUCCAUAUAGAUGAUUGUCAGGACAUUUUGCGAUAUAAAGUGACUAUUCGACAUUUUGUUUGAUAUAGUUCUUGUAAACUUUUAUAUACAGGGUGUUACACCUCACCUACCAUGGAUUAAAAGGAUUUUGUUUGUAUGUGUAUAAUAUGUAUCGAUGCAUCUCAAGUGCAAUAAAAAUAUAUAUUUGCUUCUUA